GGCGGGGCGGCCGGUGCCCCGGGGGCGGGCGGGCGGCCGGACGGCUGCGGGAGCCCGAGCCGAAGCCGGAGCCGAGGCGGCCGUGGAGUACGGGCGCCGGCGCACUACAAUGAGGCAGCCAGUGGAUCCGGGAGCCUGAGCCCUUGUGAAGCCGGCGAUGACAAGUCUGAAUGGUCGCCAUGCCGAGAAAACCAUUGACAUGCCAAAACCAUCCGCCCCCAGAGUGCACGUGCAGAGAUCCGUGUCCCGAGACACUAUCGCCAUUCACUUCUCGGCAUCCGGGGAGGAGGAGGAGGAAGAGGAGGAGGAGUGCAGGGAGUACCUCGGGGAGGGGCUGGACGACCAAAGCGUUGUGACGGGGCUCGAAGCCAAGGAAGACCUCUACCUGGAACCCCGGGGUGGCCAUGACCCCAUCCUGGCAGAGGCACUGUCCGUGCCCUCUGCCGUUUUGCCCGUCUCCGUGCACACUGUCAAGCUGUUGGAGCCCCCUCCUCCUGCAGCACAGGUAUUAAGUACAGUGCCAUUGGCUCUGUCCCCGGGGUCGUCUUCGUCGGGGCCCUUCGCUAGCUCUCCCAGCGUGUCGUCCCUUUCUGAGCAGAAAACCAGUUCCUCCUCCCCGCUGUCCUCGCCUUCCAAGUCUCCUGUCCUCUCGGCCAGUGCCUCUUCCUCCACCCUCUCCAGCGCGAAACCCUUCAUGAGCCUGGUGAAGUCCCUGUCGACCGAGGUGGAGCCAAAAGAAUCCCCGCACCCCCCGAGGCACAGGCACUUGAUGAAGACGCUGGUCAAGUCUCUGUCCACCGACACCUCCAGGCAGGAGUCCGACACCGUGUCCUACAAGCCGCCCGACUCCAAGCUGAAUCUACACCUGUUCAAGCAGUUCACGCAGCCCCGAAACACAGGUGGAGACUCCAAAACCGCCCCCUCUUCCCCUCUGACUUCGCCUUCGGAUACGCGCUCCUUUUUUAAAGUGCCCGAAAUGGAGGCGAAAAUCGAAGACACUAAACGACGCCUUUCAGAAGUCAUAUAUGAUCCUUUUCAGCUUUUUAGUAAAAUUAUAGGGGAAGAAAGUGGCAGCCAUAGGCCCAAAGCCUUAUCUUCAAGUGCUUCAGAACUCUCCAACCUGUCCAGCCUGAACGGUCACUUGGAAAGCAAUAACAACUACAGCAUCAAGGAGGAGGAGUGUGACUCCGAGGGGGAGGGCUUGGGAAGCGACCCCGGUGUCCCCAGGGGGGACCACCCCCCGCCCACCGAGGAGCCCUCCAGGGAGGCGGAGCCCAGGAGUUCCCAGGGGAGCAGUCUGAAGGAUUUAGGCCUGAAGACCAGUUCUCUGGUUCUUGAGAAAUGCUCUCUGUCUGCCUUAGUGAGCAAAGAAGACGAAGAGUUUUGUGAACUGUACACUGAGGACUUCGAUUUGGAAACAGAGGGGGAGAGUAAGGUUGAGAAGCUCCCAGAAGUCCCUCUCAAGCCAGAGGUGCUGGCGGAGGAGGGCCCCGCUCUUGACAGUGACCACGAGGUGGACUCGGCCAGGCAGCACCCGGAAUUACCGGUGAAGACGCUGGGCAUCUUCGUCUUGUGCGUCUAUGGGUACCUCAUCCUCCCCCUCCCCCACUAUGUGAGCGGACUCUUUUUGGGCAUUGGCCUUGGUUUCAUGACUGCAGUGUGCGUGAUUUGGUUUUUUACACCACCAAGUGCUCAUAAAUAUCACAGAUUGCAUAAAAAUCUCCAGCACUGGAACCCAAGGUCUCUGGAUAUCAAAGAACCUGAGAUGCUAAAGGGGUGGAUGAAUGAGAUUUACAACUAUGAUCCAGAAACUUACCAUGCCACGUUGACACAUUCGGUCUUUGUUCGACUUGAAGGUGGGACCUUAAGACUUUCAAAGCCCAAUAAAAAUAUAUCCAGGAGGGCAAGCUAUAAUGAAACAAAGCCAGAGGUCACCUACAUCAGCCAGAAAAUCUACGACCUCUCAGACAGCAAGGUUUAUCUUGUGCCUAAAAGUUUGGCUCGAAAACGAAUCUGGAAUAAAAAGUACCCCAUUUGUAUCGAGCUUGGUCGACAAGAUGACUUUAUGUCUAAGGCCCAGCCCGAUAAAGAGACUUCUGAAGAAAAGCCACCAGCCGAGAGAGAGCUGGGAGGCGAGGACCCUAAGAAGCCACCCCUCCCUCAGGAGAGAACAAGAUCUGGCCAGCGAGAUCAGAUCCUCUAUCUCUUUGGGAGAACUGGCCGAGAAAAAGAGGAGUGGUUUCAGAGAUUUAUUCUGGCAUCUAAGCUGAAGUCAGAAAUCAAGAAGCCACCUGGCGUCUCUGGAAGCAAACCAGGAGUUUUGCCCUCACACAGCAGACACAGCAGUCCCUCGGGGCACCUGACCCACAGCCGCAGCAGCAGCAGAGGCAGCGUGGAUGAGAUCAUGUCCCAGCCGAAGCAGAAGGAGCUGGUGGGCAGCGUGCGGCAGAAGAUGCUUCUGGACUACAGCGUGUACAUGGCCAGGUGUGUCCCCCAAGAAAGCCGAAGCCCCCAAAGGAGCCCCGUGGAGAGUGCGGAGAGCAGCCCCACAGCUGGGAAGAAGUUGCCAGAGGCGCCACCAUCUGAAGAGGAAGAACAGGAGGCCUGGGUGAAUGCCUUGCUUGGAAGAAUGUUUUGGGACUUUUUAGGAGAAAAGUACUGGUCUGAUCUGGUGUCUAAGAAAAUCCAAAUGAAGCUCAGCAAAAUAAAGCUCCCCUACUUUAUGAAUGAGCUGACCCUGACGGAACUCGACAUGGGGGUAGCUAUGCCAAAAAUCCUUCAGGCCUUCAAGCCUUACGUUGAUCACCAAGUUGCAGGCCCAGGGCGUUCUGUCUGGCCGACAGCGACGAGGAGUCCUCCAGUGCUGGCUCCUCUGACGAAGACGACGCACCAGAGCCCAGCGCAGGGGACAAGCCGCUUCUCCCAGGGGCAGAAGGGUACGUGGGAGGUCAUCGAACAAGUAAAAUUAUGAGGUUUGUUGAUAAAAUUACCAAGUCAAAAUAUUUCCAAAAAGCAACGGAGACAGAGUUCAUUAAAAAGAAGAUGGAAGAGGUCUCCAACACGCCCCUGCUGCUGACGGUGGAAGUGCAGGAGUGCAGAGGAACCUUGGCCGUCAACAUCCCACCUCCCGCAACUGACCGGAUAUGGUAUGGUUUCCGGAAGCCACCU
Messenger RNA from Phacochoerus africanus (Common warthog), 3168 nucleotides. RefSeq names its product testis-expressed protein 2-like. The record is from RefSeq and is a predicted model, not a curated record. Gene Ontology annotation, cellular component: endoplasmic reticulum. NCBI's taxonomy places the organism in Eukaryota, Metazoa, Chordata, Mammalia, Artiodactyla, Suidae. The coding region runs from base 158 to 2971 and encodes 937 amino acids. The transcript is spliced from 10 exons. Gene Ontology annotation, molecular function: lipid binding.